This is a messenger RNA of Ornithorhynchus anatinus (platypus), 730 nucleotides long. It is a transcript of the gene PTRH1, whose product is annotated as peptidyl-tRNA hydrolase 1 homolog. The coding region runs from base 6 to 686 and encodes 226 amino acids. Gene Ontology annotation, molecular function: peptidyl-tRNA hydrolase activity. Lineage: Eukaryota; Metazoa; Chordata; Mammalia; Monotremata; Ornithorhynchidae. The record is from RefSeq and is a predicted model, not a curated record. The transcript is spliced from 5 exons.
GGACCAUGCUGCCGGCUGGCCGCCUCUGGUUGAGGCGGGUGAUGAGCGGGGUCGCCGCCGCCGCCGAGCUCCCGCCCCCGGCCAGGAGGUGGCUGGUGGCCGGGCUGGGGAACUAUGGGAUGCAGGGCACGCGGCACAACGUGGGCAUGGCCGUGCUGAACCAGCUCGCCCGGCGCCUGGAUGUGGCCGACCAGUGGAAGAAGGAGCGGAGGUGCUGCGCGGACCUGGCCGUCGCCCGGGUCGGGGAGACCGAGCUGUUGCUCCUCAAUCCCCGAAGGCUGAUGAACGUCAACGGGCACAGCGUGGCCCAGGCCGCCAAGAUGUACACUCUGCAAGCUGAGGAUGUCUACCUGGUACACGACGAGCUGGACAAGCCACUCGGGAAGUUGGCCAUGAAGCUGGGAGGAAGUGCGAGGGGUCACAACGGAGUGCGGUCCUGCAUCAACUGUUUCAGCUCGGACGCCAUGCCCAGGCUCCGGGUGGGCAUCGGCCGCCCUACCCACCCUGAGGCUGUGGAGCGCUACGUGCUGGGCAGGUUCACGGAGGCUGAGCGGGAGCGGCUGCCCCGGCUCCUGGACGAGGCGGCGGAGCUGCUACUGAGCCACAUCCUCCAGCGGAGCCCGGAGAGGACAGAUGGCACCAAAGGCCCGAGACCCAGCGCCCCCAGAGCCCCCAGCACCUGCUGACAGCCCACAGGCCGGCGGGACUCAUAAACACUCUUGGCUCUGUC